This is a messenger RNA of Menidia menidia (Atlantic silverside), 841 nucleotides long. NCBI's taxonomy places the organism in Eukaryota, Metazoa, Chordata, Actinopteri, Atheriniformes, Atherinopsidae. The record is from the annotation of a GenBank genome assembly.
CGUCCCCCUUUUUUUGAAUAACAUAAUUGUGCAGAUGAGAGCGUUUCAGUGAGUAUUAGUGAAGCUGAGGAGGACGGAUCCUUAGCAGCGCUCGGUGAAAAGUCUAAAGGUCAGCAUGAAGAGUGUGUGUGUCGCAGUGGGACUGCUGCUGCUGUCGCUCCAGCUCUGCACCAGCAUGCCCAACGGGCCAAACGCCAUGGCGCCCACAUUGUGCUGCUUCAAAUUCUUCCCAGCGAGGAUCCCUCUGACGCACAUCAAGGCCAUCGUCAAAACUCACAGCUCUUGUUUGAAAAAGGCAUUUGUGGUCACCACUCCCAAAAGGAAGAUCUGCGUGAGUCAGGCGGAGAAGUGGGCUCAGCAGAUAUACGCAGAAGCCAACAUGUAGGAGCCGCUUCUGCUUCUCCAGCUGGAGCCAUGACGAGCAGAAGGAAAUCAUCCUUCAGACGUCAGAGGAACCAGAGAGGAAACGUGUAUUCUCACUUCAUGUCUUGUUUUCCAUUUUCUGGCUUUAAAGGAAAGCAGUCUGAGCUUUCAGGGUUUGCUCAUGCCUCUUCUUUUUUCCAGCAGAUUAUUGUGUCACAAUCUGAUAUAGCGAGGCCCAAGUCCUUCCAUCUAACUUUAAAAGCUCGAUGGGCUUUUAGUGUGAUGAUCCUGCUGCAGAGCAAAUCCUUCUGAAUCUUUACAUUUAUAUCGUGAUCGUAACUGAUCGAUUUCUGAUUUUGUCUGACUUUUGAAACCUGCUUUGUUGACAUUUAGAAGCCACACAUGGUUCCUGCAGACUCUUGCUUGGUUUUCCUGAUUGUUAUUACACAUAAAAAGAAUAAAAAGAAUUAACAUCUAA